AUGGCCUCUCGACAGCUCCCCGAGAAGCACAACCCUCUGAUGGUGAACGACAUCCCGGCUUAUACCGAGCUUGUCUCCCGUCGCCGCCUCGGCCAGACCAAGCUGACGGCCAAGAUGGUUGCGGCCGGCGCUGCCGGCGACGUCGAUCCCUCGAGUCUCGGCGUCUUCGACUAUGCCCACCUUCGCGCUCCUCUCCCCAAGGGUAUUAUUUCGGGCAUCUUCAAGUCGUCGCCGAACUCGUACUUCCUCAUGCGCCGCAGUCAGGAUGGCUACGUGUCCGCGACCGGCAUGUUCAAGGCGACUUUCCCCUAUGCCGAAGCAUCGGAGGAGGAGCAAGAACGCAAGUACAUCAAGUCGCUCGAAACCACCAGCCACGAGGAGACGGCGGGGAAUGUUUGGAUUCCUCCGGAGCAAGCUUUGAAGAUUGCCGAAGAAUACCAGAUCACCCCCUGGAUUCGCGCGCUUCUGGACCCGGAUGAGAUUUCCAUCACCAACACGCCUGACAGCCCUUCGAAGUCCAUUCAAGCUCCUCCCAAGUUUGAUCCUCUGCUGGCCACCCAGAUCAGUCUGGCGCCUCCCACUCCUUCGUCUAUUCCCCGUAGCACACGUGGACGACGCUCCGCGAGUCCCGCCAAGGCCCGACCCAUCGCUUCCCCGAGAAAGAGAGGCACCAAGGUUAAGGCGACGCAGCAGGCGGUAACAGAUACGCUUUCCGUCAAGGAAGGACGAGAACUCGCCGUCAACGGCACGCCCACAGAGGACACGGCAUCAUCGGCAGCAACCGAGGAGAUCCAGAUCAAGGAAAUCACGAAGGAACCCUCCCUUGUGUUCGCACCCGCUGAGGAGGGUUCAAAGGUUCAAGUCAAGGUUGACCAGGAUGUAAGAGUCUUCCAGGGUGUCGAGACGACCCACACCUCCGUUGAGUUGGAGCUCCCUGUCAACGAGCCACCUUCUGCCGAGGAAGCCGCGAGAAUGGUGGACGAGGCCAAGCAAAUGGUGCAAGCUGCUGCCGCCGAAGUCGCGGCAUCUGGCGAGUCGUCGAAAGGCAAGCGCAAGGCCGACGAGAUCACCGCUGGCGAUGGGGAAGAGGAGAACAAGGAUGGCCAGGCACUCACCGGGCCUCAGUCCAAGAAGGUCAAGACGGAAGUCGAAUUGAGAAAGGAGCGGGUCCGAAACCGAGCUCUCAUUGGCCUCAGUGCCACUCUCGCUGUCGGAGCUCUCAUCCCGUACGUUAUGGGCGUAUUCUGA
Messenger RNA from Neoarthrinium moseri, 1248 nucleotides. RefSeq lists its product as uncharacterized. Gene Ontology annotation, molecular function: DNA binding. The transcript has 3 exons. Gene Ontology annotation, biological process: mitotic telomere tethering at nuclear periphery; meiotic attachment of telomere to nuclear envelope. The coding region runs from base 1 to 1248 and encodes 415 amino acids. Gene Ontology annotation, cellular component: nuclear membrane complex Bqt3-Bqt4. The record is from RefSeq and is a predicted model, not a curated record. Lineage: Eukaryota; Fungi; Ascomycota; Sordariomycetes; Amphisphaeriales; Apiosporaceae.